This is a messenger RNA of Marmota monax (woodchuck), 5624 nucleotides long. It is a transcript of the gene Kcnj15, whose product is annotated as potassium inwardly rectifying channel subfamily J member 15. Gene Ontology annotation, cellular component: plasma membrane. The transcript has 3 exons. NCBI's taxonomy places the organism in Eukaryota, Metazoa, Chordata, Mammalia, Rodentia, Sciuridae. The record is from RefSeq and is a predicted model, not a curated record. Bases 428 to 1648 code for a protein of 406 amino acids. Gene Ontology annotation, biological process: regulation of monoatomic ion transmembrane transport; potassium ion import across plasma membrane. Gene Ontology annotation, molecular function: inward rectifier potassium channel activity.
GUGGUAAUGUUCAACCUGGCCUCUGCAGGAGAGGGAUUUAAUCAAGAAGCAGGAGAGUGGAGGACCUUCAGGCUGGGUUCCAGGUGUGGAGCCCUGAGGGCACUGAGGUGUUUGGAAAACGGCAGGAGCGCACCCAGGCUCUGACCUGGAAGGAACAAGCCCCAGAGGGAGUGAGAGCCAGGACCUAAGAGUCCUUUAGCUCCGGGACGGUGUUGGGGCUCUGCCCUGUCAGCAGCGGAGCCCCCGGAGGACUUGUGAGGGGACCGUUGUCUGAAUUCGUGCUCUGCAGGUGAGCACGCUUUCUGUUUCCCGGUAAGAGAGCGAUGGACCAUGGUAAUGACCAGCUGCAUGUGACUGAGCCAGGAUUAACUAUGACAUCCAGCUCCGUGAUUCUGAGACGUGUCACGCCAGGCAGGAGCAGAGUCCCAUGGUAGCCAGGUGGGUGAAGGGGACCGAGGACGUGUCACCUGCCCUGAAGAAGACUCCCUGUGACCUGCCAAGUGGUCUCAAGAGCUUGAUGAUGGACGCCAUUCACAUCAGCAUGUCCGGUGCCCCCCUGGUGAAGCACACUGCCGGGGCUGGACUCAAGGCCAGCAGACCCCGGGUCAUGUCCAAGAGCGGACACAGCAACGUGAGGAUCGACAAGGUGGACGGCAUCUACCUGCUGUACCUGCAGGACCUGUGGACCACUGUCAUCGACAUGAAGUGGAGGUACAAGCUCACCCUGUUUGCUGCCACUUUUGUGAUGACCUGGUUCCUUUUCGGAGUGAUCUACUACGCCAUCGCGUUCAUUCACGGGGACUUAGAAUCCAGGGAGCCCAUCUCCAACCACACCCCCUGCAUCAUGAAGGUGGACUCCCUCACGGGGGCCUUUCUCUUUUCCCUGGAGUCCCAGACCACCAUCGGCUACGGGGUCCGCUCCAUCACAGAGGAAUGCCCGCAUGCCAUUUUCCUGUUGGUGGCUCAACUGGUCAUCACGACCUUGAUUGAGAUCUUCAUCACGGGCACCUUCCUGGCCAAAAUCGCGAGACCCAAAAAGCGGGCCGAGACCAUCAAGUUCAGCCACUGCGCGGUCAUCACCAAGCAGAACGGGAAGCUGUGCUUGGUGAUCCAGGUGGCCAACAUGAGGAAGAGCCUGCUCAUCCAGUGCCAACUCUCUGGCAAGCUCCUCCAGACCCACGUCACCAAGGAGGGGGAGCGGAUCCUCCUCAACCAAGCCACCGUCAAAUUCCACGUGGACUCCUCCUCCGAGAGCCCCUUCCUCAUUUUGCCCAUGACAUUCUACCACGUGCUGGAUGAGACCAGCCCCCUGAGGGACCUGACUCCCCAAAACCUAAAGGAGAAGGAAUUCGAGCUGGUGGUGCUCCUCAACGCCACCGUGGAAUCCACCAGCGCCGUCUGCCAGAGCAGAACGUCUUACAUCCCGGAGGAGAUCCACUGGGGUUUCGAGUUUGUGCCUGUGGUUUCUCUCUCCAAAAAUGGAAAGUACGUGGCCGACUUCAGUCAGUUCGAGCAGAUCCGGAAGAGCCCAGACUGCACCUUCUACUGUGCGGACGCCGAGAAGCAGAAGCUCGAGGAGAAGUACAGGCAGGAGGAUCAGAGGGACCGCGAGCUCAGGAGCCUUUUGUUACAGCAGAGCAACGUCUGACCCGGGGUGGCGCCUGGGCUCCCCUCCAGAGCCUUCCCCACAUCCGGGCUCCCUUCAAACACACGUUUGCUGUGAAAAGGAAAACGUGUGACACACGCCACACACAGUGUGGACAUGCUCAGGCCGCAGCUCCCUUUCAUCUGGAGGCUAAACAAGCGCUUCCCCCUGGACAGGGUUCUUUUGAAGUGCUUCCUUGGAAGUGACCUCUAAGAAUUCAAGUUUUCUGAGAUGGGGAUGCACUUCAAAGAACGGGGUGUAGCGCAAUAGCAAUGACGUCCUGCUAAGUGACAGACAUUGAGCAAUGCCGAUAUUGAAAGGCAGUGCUUUUCUCUACAGGAAUGUCAGCUAGAAUAUGAGGUAUUUAUUUAAUCCAAGUAUCAAAGGCAUUACUGUUGAGGGUUAAAAUGUGGGUCAGUAUUCACUUGUAUUAUUGCUCUAAAAUAUCUUCUUUUUGUCCAAGCAGAGAAAAUGUUAUAUAUAAUGAUGGCUAUCUGGUAAUGCUUCAAGAGGGACUAUACUCACAAAAUACAGCCAUUCCAUAUUUACCAUCUUCAGCAGACUGAAUUGAUCAAAGCAGGAAUUAACAAUUGCAAAAACAUUCCAUGUCCCUAUGUUGUUAUUCCCACUAAAUAUUUUGAUGGGAUGUCUAAGCCCCUUUCUAUUAAAAACAAAAUGUGGUUGAACUGCUGACAGCAUCAUCUAGGGACUUAUGAACAGCACCAACCAACAGGUCAUCGGGUACCAGCUGACCUUGCGGGACUAGUGUCUGUAUCUUAACAGUUCCCCCUGGUGAUGUGUGCUCAGAUGAAAGUUGGAGGUCUCUGCCGUGGCCAGGGUUUCCAAAGUCCCUCUCUGAAUAUCUGUGGAGAACUAACUCUGUGGGUCCCGUGCCUGGCCUCCAGACCCGUCCUCUCGUUAGCUCUUACAGCUGACCAACGUCUCUUUCAGGCGCUUCACCUCUUGCCUAUUAAAAUACCUUGCCCACAAAGGAACUGCGGAGAAUUAUCCACUGAUGUCCACAGAGAGCUCUUGAGACUCGUGGCGUCUCCUCAAGCUCAGAACACAGCUGGAUGAUCAUGGUCACCACAAAGAAAAUAUAAGUCUUAUGGCAAUAUACAACGUUCGCUCAGAGGUGGUAGUUUAUGCGCUUGGGUGGGCUGUGAGAGAGAAGGAGAUGAGGGCAAGCAAUUCAUAAGCAAGAGGACCUCUUGAGCCGGAUGCGGUGGUGCACGCCUAUGAUCCAAGCAGCUUGCGAGACUGAGGCAGGAGGAUCGAAACUCAAAGCCAGCCUCAACAACUUAGUGAGGCCCUAAGCAACUCAGUGAGACCCUGUCUCUAAAUAAAAUACAAAGAAUGGCUGGGGAUGUGGCUCAGUGGUUAAGUGCUCCUUAGUUCAAUCCCUGGUACCCCCCCCCAAAAAAAAAAAAAAAAAAAACUCUCCUUGCAGGAACAAAAUUUGUUAAUCUCAUAACAUGUAAAAAAAAAAAAAAAAAAAACCCUCAGUGUUUAAAUACAUCUCAUACAGCUCAGUGUUACAGAGGUAACAUUUUGCCUCCGGCAAAAUUUAGGAGCCCAGUGCCCUGCAUUUCUUUGGGGAAGAGAGUAAAUGGUCCAGGAUUGAUUAAAUGUGCAAAAGAUGAAUGCUCAUUUUAUUCAAACCAAGACAGAUUUGCAUAUUCAUUCAAGCAGAACACAACUAAGAAUUGGAGAACAGUGCACACACCCACGUGAGCCCCCAGGCACGUGCACACACGCGCACACACGUAAGCCUAGCUGGCUCUUCAGGCAGGCUCAUGGAGUCACGCACGAAAGACAUUUGCCAUUGAGACCCAGUUCUCCACCAUCAUGCUCACGUGUGCUUCAUCCUGUGAGAGUAUAAACAUUGGGACUCACAGAACCUGGCGACAGCAAGCUAGCCUCGAAUGGUCCGGGAAGUGGUGACUUGCACUGCACCACAUCUCCUCAUGGCUUCAUGUUACCACACUUGCAAGUGUCUUUGCUGAAACACAAACGUGUAAAUAAUGUCUCCAGCCUGGGACUGAACUAACCUAUUGCAAAUGUGAGAGUAGCACAGGCAAAGUUUGUAAAGAUUUGAAGAAAAAUCUCAACCCAAAUGAGAGGAGGAUUUUGUCUUUAAUUAUUCAGGAGGUUUUUUUUUUCCUUCUUUCUUUUUCUGUUGAUAAUUUCAUGGCAGUGUGCUUUAGACCUCCAUUCUUUUAAAAAAUAGUACAUGUUACUGUAGUUAGACAUUAGCCCUUCUAGAUAUCGUAUUCAUUUAUCUUUAUUGUAUAUGGUGGUAUAAUCAACAGGGAAAUAAUGCCAAAGGCACGUUUACAGAUUUUUUUUGGUUGCACUAUUAAAUUCUUUUUGAAGUAUUUACAUCAAUACUAUUCUGAAUGUGAUCAAAAUUAGGAUGCUAGCUUAUCUAUAUUGUAUGUGGUACAUAUACAUAAGCAUAGGAUUCAGAGAACUUUUGUGUGUUCACUUAGCAUAUCCUAUUAGCCAGAUUUGGAAGACUUGAUAACCUGAUCUUUUGCACUACAUACAAAACUACAUGUGGUAUCUUAAAAGCCAACACACGUGUAAGUCAACAAAUCACAAUAUGAUGCUCAAUAAGUAGUUCUAAAGUUGUGUCUGGAUUGAAACCUGUUGUUUUCCUGACACACCUGAGUGUUAUUACUUCAUACUGUAAAUAUGCUAACAAGGAGUUCAGGUAGCCGUUUGUUUGAUAAUACCCUGGACAGUCCACAGAUUGAAACAGAUUCCGGCUAAAUAUCCAACUAAGGAGUCACAUCUGCUGGGUUAGAUUUGACCCGACCAACCUCUUGCAUUGUGAAACAUGUCCAACGCAUUAGGCCUUGUUGGUGAGCCCAUUUGAAAACGUUGUGCUCCAUCUGGGAACCUGCAAAGUCAACAGCAGUAGUAUCCACGAGACCCAAGUCUUCUUCCAGGAACAAAACAGACCCUACUAACAUGGCACCUUAGCCAGCGGCCCCAGAGAGCACAGCCAGAGUCAGCUUACAGAUCUCCCCGUGAGCCACUGCCGGGCUUGGGGAGGCACACUGGGUCCCUGUUUCACUCAUGGGGAAAUGAUAACACGAGUUACAGUUUCCAGAAACUUUAGAUAACUAGCUAAUGUGGAAACAUAACCAUUAAUUAGUGGAACAAAUAUCUAGAUAAAUUUAAAGACUUAUCUUGUUUGAUUUUUAUUUGAAUUAAAUUCCUAAUUUCAACAGACUGUGAUUUUAAUAUUGUUGAAAUGUGAAAUAACAUACAUUUUAAAGUGGCCCUUCUACUCUAAGAUGAUUCUCCCUUGCUUGGAUCCUCAGUGCACCUGUCACGUCUGAAGAUGAGAGAAAAAGGAAGGAAAGAAAGAGAAGGGAAAGGCUUUGGGGUGGUUGCUCAGUGCGGGAUCAUGCUGGGCUUGGUUCUGUGUGGUGUUACGGGGUUUGACCGUGACCCGUGAGGCCAGUCGUGGCUUUGGGUCUUGCUAGACUUUCCUUUGCCUGUUAAAGCGUUGAAAUGACUGUUUUAAAUGGAAGUUACUCUGUUGGAACUUGCCAUGAUGUGAUUUUUUUAAUGAAUGUUGCCAGCAUUUCGAGUCUUUGUUUCCUGGGACUGGGCAGUGUCCACUUGGAAUCCAGCAUGCCGUUUCCUGAUCCUGGAUAGGUCUAAGAUGCACUUGGCUUUCCUCCUCCCAGAGAACUGGCACUUCAGGGUCGAGAGCUUAGCAUUUCACUUCUCAGUGACUAAUUUCACGCCUUUUACCUUUUGUGAACUUCAGUGUCUUCCAUCAGAGGGACUCGCAGCCAGUCUGGACCUGGGAGUGCUUUUUUGCUCUCAGAAUGAACACGACUUCUGAGCAGCCCUAGAGUCUCCAGAGUUGGAAUCCACAAUGCAACGAUGUGAUUAAAAUGUAAUGGGAUUUGGAAAAUAAAAGGGCUCCUUAAUUUCUUGGGGCAUUAUCAUUUGUUAA